GGAAAAGUCCGGUUAAGCAGUACACGGCCUCCUAGGCUGAACUGCGAGAUGCCAUAACAAAAAAAAAAUCGAUCGGCAGUCUCUGCGCUAGCGCGCCGCUGUAUCCACUCAUUGGAAGAGCCCGCCUAGCCUGAGUCGCCCCGGCCCGCUCGCCCCGUGGUGACGUAUCCUGCUUGUUUCGUGACGUCACGACACGAACUGGCCGGGACCGUACCACGCGUCGAUCCGUAUAGUGUAGUCAUACGAGUGUAGAAUUAAUGUUUACACCUUUGUAAGCAAAUAAAUUGCCUUGAAGUUUCACCCCAAGUUUCAUUGAAGACCCUUAACAAUCUGGCGCCCAACGUAGGGCCCGAAAGCUGGCUAGCCCAAAACAAGGAACACGUAGAAGAAGAAUAAAAGAAGAACCUCUGAACACCAUGAGUUUGUCAACCGAGCAAUUUGAAAAGUUAUUGUCAGUAAUUGGUAAUAAUAAACAGCGACGGGGUUGUUUUACCACUUGUAAGGUUACAUUUAAUGGUGCUAGGGACACAGAAACUGUGGAAUCUUUUCUGGCUGCAGUUUCAGUGUUCAAGUCUGUGGAACAAAUCCCUGAUGAGCAUUCCAUUAAUUUUGAGAGAAGAGGCAGCUACCUGGUGAAAUGGCAUAAAGGAACAGGUGAAAACCUGGGAAGAAUUUGUUUCGAGAGUUCGCCACGCCUUUGCCUCCAAGAAACCUGGGUACCAAUUAUAUUAGAACGUGGUGAACAUUAACGGCGUUAGCACACUGACGCCGCAAACCGCGAUAGCGAACAGGAAAAAGCGGUAAACAAGCGAAAUUUGAGCGGUCGUUUUCACACCGCAUUUCAGUAUCGCAUUUUCCUAUUCAUUUUAGUGCAACAUGUCGUUUGAGUCAGACUGGUUUCUUUCUGAAUCUGAAGAAGAAGAACUAUUACUUCUUGUAUCGACAUUAAGAAAAAGACGAAGAAUAUGGGUUCAUGAAAUUAAUCAAAAAAGAAAGAAGCUUGGAGAAAAUAAAUUAUGCAAAGAACUACAGCAGCAUAGUGAUCGUUUUUUCACUUAUUUUAGAAUGUCGCCUGAAACUUUUGAUUACUUGCACAACCAACUUCAGCCAUAUAUCCAGAAGAAAAAUACAAACUUCAGGGAAAGUAUAUCCUCAAAGGAAAGAUUGGCAAUAUGUUUAAGAUUUUUGGCUACGGGCGAUACUUUUACUACUAUUUCAUCUUCAUACCGAAUGGGUAUAAGCACCGUUUCAAGUAUAGUUUCUGAAGUUUGUGAAGCUAUUUGGAAAGUAUUGCAACCAAUAUACAUUCCAGUACCAACUCUACAGACAUGGGAGCAAAUAUCAGAAGGAUUUUAUACAAUAUGGGGCUUUCCAAACUGCCUUGGGAGUAUUGAUGGAAAACAUAUAACUAUCAAGUCUCCACCUAACAGUGGAUCGAUGUUUUAUUGCUACAAAAAUAAAUUUUCUAUCGUUCUUCUGGCGCUAGUUGAUGCACAUUAUAAGUUCAUUUAUAUAGAUGUUGGAUCAUAUGGCAAGGAUUCAGAUAGUACAAUUUUUGAAAAUUCAACACUCUACAAACUUGUAAAAGGAAGGAAAAUGGAAUUGCCUGCAUCUAAACCUUUACCAGGUUGUGAAAACCCUACACCACACGUGUUCAUCGGCGAUGGAGGUUUUAGAUUGGAAACUUUUCUAAUGAGACCGUUUACUAGAGAAUCAAUAAUAAAUGAUCCUGAUAAAAAAAAAUUUAAUCGUGCAUUAAGUAGAGCUAGAGUUGUCGUGGAAUGUGCAUUCGGAAUAUUGGCCCAGAAGUUUCGUAUAUUUUUGAGACCCUUUGAAACUGAUAUAAACAAUACCGUAAAAGUCGUCAAAGCAGCAGCAUGUCUACACAAUUAUUUACAAGAUAUGGAAAGUGCCUAUGUGUAUGAAAACCAAAAUUCUACUAAUCCUUUGGGAGCAUUUGUAUCCAUACAACCAAACAGACAUAGGGCAAAUAAUGAAGCGUUUGAUGUUAGACAAAAUUUUGUGAAUUAUUUUAAAAGCUAGUUUCUGUAAUUAAAUGGAAUGCAUUGUA
This is a messenger RNA of Helicoverpa zea (corn earworm), 2071 nucleotides long. Its product is annotated as protein ALP1-like. The coding region runs from base 877 to 2043 and encodes 388 amino acids. NCBI's taxonomy places the organism in Eukaryota, Metazoa, Arthropoda, Insecta, Lepidoptera, Noctuidae. The record is from RefSeq and is a predicted model, not a curated record. The transcript is spliced from 2 exons.